Molecule: messenger RNA, 5795 nt
Organism: Terrapene triunguis (Three-toed box turtle)
Lineage: Eukaryota; Metazoa; Chordata; Testudines; Emydidae
Gene: AFF3
Product: AF4/FMR2 family member 3
Exons: 25
Coding region: 1-4101 (1366 amino acids)
Biological process (GO): regulation of gene expression
Cellular component (GO): nucleus; super elongation complex
Source: RefSeq, a predicted model, not a curated record
AUGGACAAUGGUUUUGUGAUUGGUACCCAGUUCAGUGAAAUGACAAUAUAUAACCUGCGUAAGCCACCCAACUGGAAGUGGCCUUUACCAGUCCUACACAAAUCACAACAGCCAUCUGAGAACCUUGGUGAUUUUGGCAGCCACCAUACAGCACGGGGCUAUUUAACGAAUGACACUGCGAGCAAACAGCUUGCUGAUUGGGCACCAGCACAGGAUCAGUACCUGUUCGAUGCAAAACAAAAGGACCACUUUAAGAACCGCCUGGACUGCUUGCUGCCUCUGCUUUCUCUGUGCCUUGGUGAGACAAGAGACUUGGAUGACAGUGAGCUGCCGCAAUCCAGAGAAGAUAGAGGUGAUGCUGUCUUCCUCCUGGCUCAUUCCCAUAAUGGGUAUUCCUGUAUUGACAGCCAAUCACUGUUGACAGCAAGGAUGAUCAACUACACUGCUGUUGAACUGUAUCAAGAUAUUUAUGACUCUGCUUCCUAUUUAGGACAAGUUAAGAACAUCAGGCUGGAAAGACUUCCAGAGUCGAAUCCAGUCCCCUGCUAUCACAGUGUCUAUGAACCAGACAGAAAUGUUCUGCGGAGGAAAGAAUGGGAGAGGAGAAAUCAGGAGGCACAGCAGGAAGAUGGUUCAUUUAAUACCAGUUACUCCCUAUUCAGUGAACCGUACAAGACUAACAAGGGAGAUGAGCUCUCAAAUCGUAUCCAGAAUACAUUAGGCAACUAUGAUGAAAUGAAGGACUUAUUGACGGAUCGAUCCAACCAGAGUCAUCUUGUUGGAGUUCCAAAACCUGGGAUUCCACAGGCACCUGUGAACAAAACUGAUGAACAUUUUAUUGCAGAUUCAAGACCACAGCCUCAGCCUUCCAUCUGCAGCACUUCAUCAUCCAUACCAGCAGCUCUAUCUGGUCAGCAAAGCAAGAGCCCGACAAUGGGUUGGCAGAAAGCUGGGCACAAUGCUUCUGAUGGACAGCAGAGGGCAAGCAAGCAAGGUACUUUAAGAUCCGUGCUUGGAGACAGUGUCAGCAAAGCACAACAGCAGUCCAAAUUAAAUUGCAGUGUAGAAGCAGGAUCUCAGGCUCAAGAAAGGCCAGCAAAACACAGCACUGGGCACUGUGUUCAGAACUUCCCUCCUUCACUUGCUUCAAAGCCCAAUAUAGUUCAACAGAAACCAACGGCUUAUGUAAGACCAAUGGAUGGUCAAGAUCAGGCUCCUGAUGAUUCUCCAAAGCUAAAGUUAUCGGCAGAAGCUAAAAUGCACUGUACAUCAUAUAGGGGAGUACCUUCUAAUAAGCCUGACCCAGCUAUGGCCAAGACCAAGAUGGCAAAAUUUAACAUUCCCAAACAAGAAGAGGAGAGUGGAACAGGAGAUAACAGCUGUAUUGAAGAAAUUUUGCGGGAGAUGACCCAUUCUUGGCCUCCCCCACUCUCAGCUAUUCACACACCUGGAAAAGUGGAACAGAGCAAGUUUCCAUUUGCAAACAAGGAGUCGCAGCAGGUGUCUACAGGACACAGCAAUCCAAGGAAAGGUGAUGCUGAGCCAAAGAAUCCAGAAAACAGUGCAUCACAUACAUCAAUGCUAGAAGAUGACCUCAAGUUAAGUAGUGAUGAAGAAGAGAAUAAUCAGCAGGCAGCACAGAGAUCUACUCUCCGCGUUCUGUCUGACAGCAUCGUCGUGCCGCAGCCCAGUAGCAGAACCUCGGGGCUCUCCAGCAAGAGGUCAAGCAGCAGCAGCUCCAGUGAAUCCGAGAGCAGUUCCGAAUCUGACUCAGAGAGUGAAAGCAGUUCCAGUGAGAGUGACGGCAGCAAGCCCUCUCAUUACUCCAGCCCAGAGCCUGAGCAGCCAUCAUCAAACAAGUGGCAGUUGGAUAAAUGGCUAAAUAAAGUUAAUCCUCACAAAACAUCUAUUCUUAACCAAAAUGAUAACCAUGGACUGGAGAGCAAUCAGUAUUACAGCAGAAUAAAGGAUGAAGGACAGGAGUGUGAGAAAAUACCAGCUAUUUGCCAAACUGACCUUAGAGACAAGGAAAUUAAGAACCCCAGCAAAGAGGAGUUGAGGCCUAGAACUGCUAAUAAAGCACCAGGAAAUAAAGGAGGGAAGCAGAAAUCACCUCCUACGGCUGCUGCUGUUCCUGGAGACAGCGGCCCUCAGAGAAGGACGACUUGUAAAAAACAGCCAAGAAGAACAGAGAGGACCUCUGGUGGGGAUGCCUUGAACUGCCAUACAUCUGAGGAUCUCGCUUUGAGCCAAGUAUUUUUGGAAAAUAACAUCUGUGAACAACCUAAAGCCAGGCCCUGCAACAACAGAACUGGGCACAGAAAAGAGCCCCGCUCUGUCGCUGCGUGUGAAAAGAGACGUACCAGAGGGCCAAGCAAAACUGCCCCCAAAUCCAAGGAAUUUAUCGAGACGGAGUCUUCGUCUUCAUCAUCUUCCUCAGAUUCAGAUUCAGAAUCCGAACAAGAGGAAUAUCCUCUGCCCAAACCUCAAACUGUGGCCUCUGCUUCAGGUGGGAGUGAUCAGAGGUUGAAGGACUCCGUGAGCAGUAACACCAACAAAACUAACAGCAGCUGCAGUGCCUUUGGCUCCAUUAAUGCCAGGACUAGUAAUGAUAUAGCAAAGGAGCUGGAGGAACAGUUUUAUACUCUAGUUCCUUUUGGCAGGAAUGAGCUCCUGUCUCCUCUGAAAGACAGUGAUGAGGUAAAAUCACUGUGGGUCAAAAUUGAUUUGACUCUUUUGUCCAGAGUUCCAGAGCGUUUACCUGAGGAGUCACUGGCAAUGAGCACUGGAGGAAAAGAAGAAGCCAGCCUUCAGCAGAAUAAUUGUACUUACCCACCAGCAGAAAAGGUUGUGCCAAAAUCUAGAAGGAAACGCAAGUGUGAAAAUGAAGACGAGGACAGGGAGAUCAAGAAGACUCAUUUAGAGCGAGAGUGUUCUUCACAAUUAAUUGCCUCUGCCCCAGGUAUUUCAACAGCAAAUCAUUGCAACAGGAAUGAACAUAGCUUGGCGAUACCAAUAAAUAAAAAUGAGAAAAUGCUUCGGUCACCCAUCUCACCCCUCUCUGAUGCAUCAAAACACAAAUACUCCACUGAUGAUUUAACUUCUUCCAGUAGACCUAAUGGCAGCAGUCUAUUACCUUCCUUGUCCUCCAGCAAAAAACAUAAGAGUGAAAUCCAGCCACAGCCACAUCCUGCAGACUGCAAUAAAGCAGUUCACAUCAAUUCAGAAAGUGUUCUCUGCAACAAGCCACACUCCCAAACAGAGCCUUGGCCAUCUUUAUCCAGGGCACACAAAGACUGCAGAAGAACAAAGCUCAUCUUUGAUGAUAUACCACGCAAUGCAGAUCACUUUAUGCAAGAAGCUAAACGGAAGAAGCAUAAAGCAGACGCGAUGGUGGAGAAAUUUGGAAAGGCACUGAAUUACGCUGAAGCAGCAUUAUCGUUUAUUGAAUGUGGAAAUGCUAUGGAACAAGGCCCCAUGGAAUCUAAAUCCCCUUAUACAAUGUAUUCAGAAACAGUUGAACUUAUCAGGUAUGCUGUGAGACUAAAAACCCACGCAGGCCCUAAUGCCACUCCAGAGGACAAACAGCUAGCAGCAUUAUGUUAUCGCUGUUUGGCGCUUCUAUACUGGAGAAUGUUCCGACUCAAAAGAGACCAUGCUGUAAAGUAUUCAAAAGCACUUAUUGAUUAUUUCAAGAAUUCAUCGAAAGCUGCCCAGGCUCCAUCUCCAUGGGGUGCCAGUGGAAAGAGCACAGGAACUCCAUCCCCCAUGUCUCCUAGCCCUUCUCCUGUCAGCUCAGUAGGAUCCCAGGGGAGCACCGGUGCCCCUUCCCCCUCUUCCACUAUCAGCAUUCCACAGCGUAUUCAUCAGAUGGCAGCCAAUCACGUCAGUAUUACCAACAGCAUCCUGCACAGCUAUGACUACUGGGAGAUGGCUGACAAUCUAGCCAAGGAAAAUAGAGAGUUUUUUAAUGAGUUGGAUGCAUUGAUGGGACCUGUCACCCUACACAGUAGUAUGGAGCAUUUAGUUCAGUACACUCAACAAGGACUUCACUGGGUACGGAGUAGUGCUCACGCAAAAGACUGUGUGCCAUUCAAAUGAACUGCAUAAUCUCCCAUGGACAAUUCAGUUAUUCUGGACACUGUGCUACAGAAAUAAUCAACCAUAGCAUCCAAACAAAGGUGAAUAUUUCUUCAAUGUUGAACAACAUUUUUCAGAAUGUAGACAUAUAUGUGUGUAUGGAUAAUAUGCAGCUAUGUCUCUCCAGAAUGCAUUGUUCCAUAGCAAUCUCCAAACAUCGUCAUUCUCUAGACAAAAUUGACCACAGAUGUCUUAAUACACACACACAUUUCCUAUGCCUGUGCUUAGAAAAAUUCAGAAACCAAAAUCUCAUGAGUUAAUUGAACCAAGUGCAAUAAACACAAUGGCUCCUAGUCAGGAAUGCACUUAAGUGUGUGUUUAACUUUAAGCAUGUGCUUAAAUGUAAUUGACUUCAGUAGAACUUAAACAUGCACUUAAGUGCUUUCCUGAAUUAGGGACAAUGAGAGUCUGACUGGCAGUUUGGCUGCUCCAUAGAACUUUCAGUGUUAGCGCAUCAUCUCCCUCUUAUUUCCUGAUUGGGAUGUAUGGAUGAAUUGUGUAGACUGAAAAAAUAUGGAGCGAGAAAGCAUUAACUUUUGUGCAAUAAGUUUCAACAGCUUGCAUUCGUUUCUUUAUUUCUCUGCUUUUGAAAUUACCCUAUCUCCUGUUCAGCCUCCUUAUCAACUAUAAUGGACAUUAUCGAGGAAACAGCCUGAAAAAUGAGUGUAUUGAUAACAAGAAACUAGAAGAGAGUCUGGAAAAUUGUGUACUGUCAUUACAGGCAAGAAGUUAACACAAAAAUACUGCAAACUGCAACCCAGUUAGCAAAGAAAGUCCAUUUAUUACAUGUUCAUAUACAUGCACACACAUUUGUUUGCUUUGUGCAGUGAGGCUUCACCUUACUGGCUCUGGUUUUGAUAUCUUUUCUAUCUUAAAGUAGCUUGCUUGCAGUUUCUUCUAGGCUGUAUCAUGCCAUUACAUGAAAUUCUCUUUAUCUUGGAAAGCUGGGUUUGCUGCUCACCAGACUAAGCACUGUUUCCUAUCAUAAUCCUCUCACUCGUCAUGCAUAAUCCUCAACUAGGCUUUAAUGUUUCUUGAUUUAUGGGGUGUUUUCAGCUCCUGUUGACAGGCUGUGUUUUUUAUGCCAAGGGAAUUAAUCCUAAAGUAAUUGCAAUUUAAUUUGGAUCAGCUGAGGUCAUAGCCAGUUCAUAACUAAUGUGUUGUGUGCAUUUAGUGGAUUUUUGUUCUUGGUUAAUUUCAUUUUCACUCCUCUGGAAACAUUUGAUUGUUUUCAUCUGAAAUAUAAUUGUAUCGGUUAUUUUGCACCCAGCCCUCUAGCCCUUACUCAUGCAAGUAGCUACAUUAACUUCAGUUGCAUCAAGUAAGAGUCAAUGAAUGGCCAUCUUCAUUGCUACCUUCUAGUCAGCUUUAUCUUAAUAUUAGUGUGAUGCUGGUGCAAAAAUAUCUGCCAGUAAAAGUUACAUACCAACAAAGAAAAAUAGCCACUUAUGUAGUUGCCUUAUAUAUGGCAUUUCAAUGUCUGAUGAGUUGCAUUAGAAACCACACAUCAAAUAAUUUAGCCAGAGGCGGAUUAAGGUUUCCUGGGGCCCUGGGCCAGAACAAGUGGUGAGGCCUUCCCCACCCCUUCUACCUGUGGUCCCGCCCCCAUUCUGCCCCCUCUAUAUGUAACCCCACCCCUUUCUUACCUUUCCCUC